Messenger RNA from Siniperca chuatsi (mandarin fish), 1819 nucleotides. Its product is annotated as zinc-binding protein A33. The record is from RefSeq and is a predicted model, not a curated record. Bases 147 to 1235 code for a protein of 362 amino acids. Gene Ontology annotation, molecular function: protein binding. The transcript is spliced from 7 exons. Lineage: Eukaryota; Metazoa; Chordata; Actinopteri; Centrarchiformes; Sinipercidae.
AAAUAGACUCUUAUGUGUUUGCUGCCAUAAAUCGCUGCUGCCAGCCAACCAGCCAGCCAGCCAGCCCUCCUGGCAGCCACAGUCAUCUGCCUCCCUUCCACUCCACUUCUUUCUCAAGUCCGGCUGUGGAUUCUGAUCUAACUGGAAUGUACCAAAACCACACCAAAGACACCAACAACAACUGCAAUAAAAGCCUUCUCUGUGAUCACAAGGAAAAGCUUGUCCAGGCUAUUAAAAGAAUCAAGCACGAGGUAGAUGAGUGCAGAGAAGCAGAGAGAGAGACGUACAUAGAGUCACUGAAAGUAGAGAACAGUUUUGAUGCCCUGGAACGAGAAAUCAGAGCUGAAUUUCAGAACCUCCAUCGUUUCCUGGAUGAAGAGGAGUGGAAGGACCUGGAGCGACUGAGGAGGGAGAGACAGAAGCAACUGAAGCAGCUGAAGGAAAGAGAGAAGAAAAUAGCAGAGCAAGGGAAAGACCUCGAGAGAGCAAUCACAGUGCUCAACAGUAAACUGGCUGAGGAGGACAGUCACAAACUGCUCAAAGAAAUUCAAGAUCUCAUAAAAAGGUCUCAGGUCAGCUUUGUUCUUCCAGCGGAGGUGGACACUGAGGUGCGCUCUGGCCAGUUUGUGGGGCCCAUACAGUACAGGAUAUGGAAGCACAUGAAAAGCUGCCUUUACCCAAACAUUACAUCAAUGACCUUUGACCCUGAAACAGCCCACCCCAAUCUGUCCAUGUCCCAGUCUUGCACCUCAGUAUGGUUUGAGGAGGAUAAGGACACGGCGGAUUGCCAGGCCAACCCACGACGGUUCCACUAUUAUUACUGUGUGUUGGGCCAUCAGGGCUUCACCACAGGCCGACACUACUGGGAGGUGGAGGUGGGACGUAAGACAGCAUGGAGGUUGGGCGUGGCACGAGAAGAUGUCCCAAGAGGGGAGAUGGCUGCUACUGGUACCUUCAGUGGCCUCUGGACCCUGGCCCUGAAGGGCGGAUCUGUCCUAGCCUGCACCGACCCAAAGCCCACCAAGGUCAACGUAUCUGUCUGUCUUGUCCGCAUCGGUGUGUUCUUAGACUGUGAAAAGGAGGAGGUGUCUUUCUAUAAUGCUGUUACCAUGGCGCCAAUCUACACCUUCACUAUGGGAACGGUCGUGGGUCCCCUGUUCCCCUUCUAUAAUCCAUGUGACUUGGAUGAUGGGAAGAACACGGCUGCAAUUAAGAUCUUUAACCCUUCACUGUAAUAAGGGACUGUUCUCACCAGCUUGAACACUGAUGGUCAAUAGACCAGAGAUUUACAACACAAAUUGUUAAUUUUAGUAGAAUUGUUAUUACACUUAGAGUCAGUUAAUCAGCUAGCCAAUUGAAAGAAAUUAAUUGCCAACUAUUAUAAUUAUUAGAAAAAAUGCCAACCACUGGCUGAUUACAGCUUCUCCAAUUUGAGGAUUUGCUGCUUUCCUUUUGUCUUGAAAAUAAACGGAAUAUUUUUAGAACUGUUAUGUUGCACAAAACAAGCCAUUUGAAGACCUCACCUUGGAUUUUGGAAAAUUCUGAUGGACAUUUCUCACUAUUUUCUGACAUUUAAUAGACAAAACAAUUAAUUGAAAAAUAAUUGACAGAUUUAUCAAUAAUGAAAAUAAUUGUUAGUUGCAGCCUUAAUUAUAUAAAAUACUUGCAACUUGCAGAAGUUGUAAAUAGAGAAACUCCACAUUAAAUAUGGCUGCUACUGUAACCACAAAUAAUUUUUCUGUUAAUGUACAUGUUCUUCUUUUACUGUGAUUACUUGUAGGCUUUAGAGUUUGAGGAAAAUAAAUGUGGUGAAAAAUGA